This is a messenger RNA of Prunus armeniaca (apricot), 375 nucleotides long. Lineage: Eukaryota; Viridiplantae; Streptophyta; Magnoliopsida; Rosales; Rosaceae. The record is from the annotation of a GenBank genome assembly.
AUGGCCUCAGAGCCAGGUUGCAUCAUCCAAAAGCUGGGCGUUGUGAUUCUGAAAUACGUAAUGGCUGGAUCUGGAAGUUCAGAGGCUAGAAUCCCCAUUUUCUCAGAGAAGGGGUUCUUAAUCCCAGAUUCAAAGACGAAGCAGGAAUCUGAGGCAGUCGGCAGGAUGUAUGGACCAGUAUUUUGCAUGUGCAAGGCUGUAAAACAACAGGAUGUAUGGACCAGUGUGCUGCCGAUUAAAAUAGAGGCAGUCGGCAGGACCAAAAUGGCCAGUUGUGGUUUGAGAAUUGAUUUUCUACUUGUAUGGAGGUCCUUUAUUUUUAGGAGUCAGAAGGAAGCUUCAUUCGUUAAAAAGAAAGAAACCGGACGAUCAUAA